Messenger RNA from Anarrhichthys ocellatus (wolf-eel), 3407 nucleotides. RefSeq names its product TOX high mobility group box family member 4 a (gene tox4a). Lineage: Eukaryota; Metazoa; Chordata; Actinopteri; Perciformes; Anarhichadidae. Bases 761 to 2809 code for a protein of 682 amino acids. Gene Ontology annotation, molecular function: chromatin DNA binding. Gene Ontology annotation, biological process: regulation of transcription by RNA polymerase II. The record is from RefSeq and is a predicted model, not a curated record. The transcript has 9 exons. Gene Ontology annotation, cellular component: nucleus.
AGUGCUGCCUUCAGGGCCUUUUCUUUGCUCGUAGAUGGAAUACAGAAAACAAUCAAACUUGUCGUAAAUAUAAAGAGUUAGUUAGCUAGAUCAACUGGUGGCUGCCGUUUCAUUUUAGACUUCAAACGACAAUGGAAACAAGUGAAUCUGGCAUUUUACCGGCUGUUUUAAUUGGCCAAACAAAACGUUAAGCUUACAAACAUGGUUGUAAAUAAUGCUAAAAGUGUAACCUUUGUUCACUUAGAAAGCUAUUUGUUUCUUCACCGUCACGUCUUAGCGAGUCACAUAGCUGGCAGAAAGUUAAUAAAUAGGCCUGUCAUACAGUCAUAUAUACAUUAGGUAGGCCUUUAAGUACCUUAAGUAUUUAUUUCCGACAGCCCUUGAAUGUAGCACUAGCUAUGCUUCGGACAUGGCGGUAGCAUCACACGUAUGAAUGGGUUUGUUUUGGGCCUCCUGCAAGCUUUGCUCCCUGGGGAACUAAUACAUAGCAUUUUGAUAACUUAUUAUUUUACUUUUUUCAGCCCCAAAUCGCCCCUUGUCCCAGGUCUGCCUCGGGCUUCAAAGCUAAGAUAGUUUAGCUUCAUCUCCUCCACCAUAACGUUAUGCUAACCGGUGGCAGAGAUUAGCUAGCGAGCCGCUAGCAACUUUAGUUCAUAUUGAGAUAGUUGACCCAAAUGGGUAGGUCAUUGAGAAAUUACCCCUUUCGACUAAGUGUAACACGUGCGUGGUUGUUUGUGUGUUUGGAGUAAAUCAUCUCAAAAUGGACCUCAAUUUCUACUCUGACCUGUCGGAUGGUUGUGCUCAAAAUGUUGACUCGGAGUUUUUGGACACUCAAGCCUAUGGUGAAUACUCGGAGGAAAAUAAGUUUACAGAAGGCGGCGACAGUUAUCUCACAAUCAGUGGAGGGGGCCACCCGUUUUUGUCCGCUGAGCAGACGUUCCAUACCCCCAGUCUCGGGGAUGAGGUUUUCGAGAUCCCCCCUAUCUCCCUCGACCCAGACCCGACUCUGAGCAUCACUGAUGGAGUGUCCCACUUUCAGUUGACGGAUGGGUCGGGCGGCCCCGGGGGGCCUUCGGGCUCCCGUAGCCUUGUCAGUAACCUGGUGGUGGAGGCCAAUGACCCGUCCUUUGCUUCCACCUUUGUGAACUCUGGGUCUCAAGGCCUGGAGCAGCUGAACCUUGGCGCGAUGGGCCAAGCUGGAGUGGGAGCCCUGCUGAGCUCUUCUGCUCUGGAACUGGGGAAUUCCAGUGGUUCACAUUUCAGCAGUUCAUCCCCCAUGACCAUUGAUGUCCAACUUGGUGAAAUCAGUCAUGGUCUUUUGGGAAGCAGCCACUUGAGCACCAUUAACCCGUCUGAGCUGGCACUCGGUCUCGGGGGUGACAACAUUGGGCAUCCUUCAGAGACACUCGAGCAGCCGCUCUCAGCAACACCAUCACCGGCUGGCUCCCUGCAGGAUGAGGACAUGGAUGACUUCAAGAGGAGUGUGCUGGUAGACGCCCCCUUGUAUCUCUCCUCUUCCCUCUCCCACAUGUCCUCCCACCCAGCUCCUACAUCUUCUGUGUCUCCGGCUACAGCCAGGAGGGGCGGGGGGAAGCCGGCCUCACUGGCCUCAGUGACGGCAGCAAUGGGCGCUAAGAAAGGACGGAAGAAGAAAGACCCAAACGAACCACAGAAGCCCGUCUCAGCAUAUGCGUUGUUCUUCAGAGACACCCAGGCAGCCAUUAAGGGCCAGAACCCCAACGCCUCUUUUGGGGAGGUGUCAAAGAUUGUGGCCUCCAUGUGGGACAGUCUGGCUGAGGAACAGAAGCAGGUGUAUAAGAGAAAGACAGAAGCAGCCAAAAGGGAGUAUGUGAGAGCCCUGGUAGCUUAUAGAGAGAACCAACUCACACAGCCUGCCAUUGAGGAGAUGGAGACCGCCCCUUCACCACCACCACCACCACCUCCACCGGUGGUCAGUCUGAAUCCUGGAGCCUUUCAAUUAGCUGGUCACCAGGCCAUCCGUCUGCCUACCAACAGCCUGGAAGAGAACACCAUCACCAACAUUUGUGCCUCCAACAUCAUCCUGGACGUCCCGGAGAUGACCACGCGUUCCCGCACGGGGGCAAACAAAGCCCCCGGUCCAGCAGCCCCCGCUCCCCCGUCCCCGACCAUCACAAAGAUCAUAAUCCCAAAGCACAUGUUGCAGCUGGGGGGCCAGGUGGUGACCGUGUUGCCCGGAGGGGUCCGCUCUUUGCAGCCCACACUGGUGGUGUCGGGCGCCUCUCGUCAGCCACCUCCGCUGCAGCAGAUGCAGAGCGCACCGCCUCCGCCGCGGCUCCAGCAAAUGGCGCCAGCGCCUCCGCCCUUACAGGCCAAGCCCCGCGAGGGGAGCACCACGCUGGGCCCCCCGGUGUCCAUCGCGGCUACACCGAUGCCUCCACUCCAGAUAAAGAUAGUUCCUGCGUCCUUGCAGGCCAAAGAGGCCCUGCCAAUUAUCGUCCCUAGUACAAUGUCCUUGUCGUCCACUGCCCAGUCUGCACCCGUCGUGUCGGUACAGGUGGUGAAUUCUGCAGACACGUCGGGCAGCAUGGACGACGACGUAGUUACAGAAGUGCUGCACUCAGAAGAGGAAGAGAUGGAGGUGAAUGGGUCCGGUGAUGCCGGGACGAUGAGAAGUGCGUGUGUGAGGCCGGGCUGUAACAACCCGGCCGUAGAGAGCGACGACUGGGACAAAGAAUACUGCAGCAACGAAUGUGUGGCCACUCACUGCAGAGCUAUAUUCAGGGCGUGGUGCUCGUUCAGGAAUCAGACCCUGGGUCUGGUGAAUUAAGGAGCGGCGGCCAAUCACAUCAACAGAACACUUGUUUUCCAGCGAUUCCAUGUUACUAUUUUUGGCACACUAAUAUAAGGAUGAUCAUUUUGUGUUAUGUGUACAGGUUUUAGUCAAGGGACUCAAGGCAGCUAGAGGAAAAAAAAUCAGCACAAAGAAGUAUAAUAGUUGAUCAGCAAAAAGGUAUUCUUUAUUUUAGGUCAGUUAUACUUGUUUACUGUAAAUUGGAAGUUUGUUUCUCAAAAUGCUCUUUCAAAGAACAUUUUUACAGCAGUUUGUGACAUGAUGGUACGGUACUGUACAUGGGUCACGGCAUCAGCGGACCUAUUCACUGAUUUGAAAUUCAUGCUCUGCAAUGUUUUGGUGUUUCACGUCUAAGAAAGCAAAACAGUUCUGAUUCCUAACUACGGCUGAAAUAUGUUUGAGUGGGGAAACAAUUAGUACCACGCUAUUCCUUGUUUUUGUACUGAGAAUAGUGGCCUUUUGGGUUUAUUAUUGCCUUCAUUUUUUGUAAAGCAUUCUGUUCAGAUAACUGUUAAAAAAAUAAAAGCUUGACUUUCAUGUUUUCUUAAUAAAUGAGCAGAUUUGCUCAAUCCAU